Messenger RNA from Nicotiana attenuata, 2905 nucleotides. RefSeq lists its product as uncharacterized. The record is from RefSeq and is a predicted model, not a curated record. NCBI's taxonomy places the organism in Eukaryota, Viridiplantae, Streptophyta, Magnoliopsida, Solanales, Solanaceae. The transcript has 22 exons. The coding region runs from base 197 to 2473 and encodes 758 amino acids. Gene Ontology annotation, cellular component: plasma membrane.
GGACCCCCCACCAAACCACCAUCCAAGUCUUCGUCUUCUCUUCUUCUACUUUUCGUGUAUCUAUUUACCUAUUCCCCCAUUUUUAUCAGCUUUACUUUCCCCUACUUCGAUGUAUUCAAUAGGGAACCGAGAUAUUUUUUGUAGUGAAGAAGAUAAGUGUUGAAGGUUGAGGGAGGAUAAAGAGAGUGAGAGAGAUAUGGAAAAUGGAGGAGACAGUUUGGUGCCUAAACUUGUGGGAUUGAAUUUGAAUGAUUCAAAUAAUGUUCCAAAGAACAAUGACGGGUUGUUUCAGGUUUUGAAAGCAGUUGAAGCUGCUGAAGCCACCAUUAAGCAACAGGUUGACGAGAAUAAUCGAUUAAGAGCAGAACUUCAAAAGAAGAUUCUGGAAGUUGAAAAAUUUAGAUCAGGAGAACUGAAAGGUCAAACUCCUUGUUCUGUUGGUCAGUUGGAUCACCUUAAUGAGGCUGAUGGAGCUCAUCCAUCAACUCUGGGUUUUGGAAGUCAAAUUCCUGAACUUACAUACAUGGACAGUAUAGGACAUAAUUUGUCUAGUAAUAUGGUUCUUGCAAAAGAUCCCAGGCAAAAUGAUUUGAACUUGACUCUUAAAAAUCAGGGAGAAAGCGACACCGAAUAUAGCAAGGUGAAUGGUACAUUGAGAGCACUACCUGGUGGUCAGACAACAACUGAUAAUUCUGGCGUCUCUCAUUUCUCAUCACCUUCGGCAUCAUUUUCACCAAACAGGUAUCAAAUAGAAGCAGAAUAUGACAGACGGCUCAAUUUAUCUGGACAAGGUCUGAUACCAGUGGCCGAAGUUAGCAGCAGUAUGAAGCAGGAUCUUGUUUUGAAGAUCCAGGAGCAUGAACAGGAGAUUAUACAAUUGAGGAAACAUCUUUCUGAAUAUUCCAUCAAGGAAGCACAAAUUCGCAACGAGAAAUAUGUUCUGGAAAAGCGAAUUGCUUAUAUGCGCAUGGCCUUCGAUCAGCAGCAACAAGAUCUUGUUGAUGCUGCAUCUAAAGCGAUAUCGUACAGACAAGACAUAAUUGAGGAAAACAUACGUCUUACAUAUGCACUGCAGGCUGCACAGCAAGAAAGAUCAACAUUUGUAUCAUCUUUGCUGCCGCUUCUUGCAGAGUAUUCUCUUCAGCCACCCGUAACUGAUGCCCAAUCAAUUGUCAGUAAUGUCAAGGUUCUGUUUAGACAUUUACAAGAGAAGCUCUUUGUUACUGAGGCAAAGUUAAAGGAGUCUCAGUACCAAAUGACACCUUGGCGAUCAGAUAUAAACCUGUCAAAUUUUGCUCAAUCACCUCCUCAUUCUGCUGAGAUUAAAGAAGGCCUUGAACUAGUACCACAACAAGCAUAUUCCAGUGAAAAGGCUCCUCUUUCUUCAGAUCCCCAGACUACAACAGCAUGGGAUCCCUUGAGAAAUUCUCAGACUGGUUUAAACCGUGAUGCUGCAAUAAAUCUGGAGACUGAUGACUUGGGGGGGUAUUCACCUCUUACAAGCAGGAAUACUACGACCGAAGUCAUACCAUCCCAACUUGCAGGUAAUAUGCAUUUGAAGUCUAAAAGUGAAGAAACACCCAGUAAGCAAGUCACUUUUAGCGAUCUCAUCAGCAGCAAUGAGAUGGAUGAUUCUGAGAUGGGGAGACAUCAAAACGAUAUAGAGCCUAAUUGGGCCCAUAAAAGCUCACCAUAUACAUCACAGCUAGAUGAUCCAAGCUCAUCGUAUCCUUACCUGCCACCAGUUCUCGAGGAACCUUCAUCCUCCUAUUCGGAAGCCGCAGAUGAAGAGGCACUACCUGCAAUAGAGGGUCUCCAAAUUUCUGGUGAAGCUUAUCCUGGACAGGCACUCCAAGCUUGUGGCUACUCUAUUAAUGGAACAACCAGCUGCAAUUUUGAGUGGGUUCGUCAUUUGGAGGAUGGAUCUUUCAACUAUAUAGAGGGGGCAAAGCAACCGACAUACCUUGUCACCGCUGAUGACGUUGAUACGUACCUUGCCAUUGAAGUCCAGCCAUUGGACAACCGGAAGCGGAAGGGUGAACUCGUGAAGGUCUUUGCAAAUGAGCAUAGGAAGAUCACUUGUGAUCCUGUAAUGCAUAGUUGCAUAGAGAAAACCCUUUAUAGUGGUCAUGCUUCGUAUAGAGUUUCAUUAUCGACACGAUAUCUUGAUAUAUGGGAGCCUGCUACCUUGGCCAUCAAGAGAGAUGGUUACAGCAUCAAGGGUAAUGGGCCUGGUGGUGUUCUAGUCAGUGAGAAGUUUUCUCAAUCUACAAUUGUUUCUAUUCCAUAUGGAAAUCCUACGGAAUUUUCAAUCUUCGAUAGUCGGGGAGUUGAGCAUCUUGUGAAGGCUGAGAAUGAUCAAGGCGACAUUAGCUGUUCAAGGGAUACAAUUGUCCUAACCAUGAGACUGUUUAUUAUAAGGGCUGGGGAGAAGAAAAAAGGAAGGAGGAGAGGGUUGUUCUUCAACAAGUGAAAAGACCUUUGUCAACCUACCGAAAACCAUAUCUAUUAGUGAUACUUGUAUUCUUCUGUGAGUAGUUAAGCUUCUAGAUUUGCAUUUCUUUUGUUAUUUUUUUGGGUUAAUCGUCCUCUUAUAUUUUGUAAGUUCAGGUUAUCAUUGGCCCCAUCCCCGGCCUAUUAUUUUUCUUUUUAUUUUUAUCUUACAAGAAAAGAAAGAGAAAAGACUUAUCCGAAUAAGAUAAAAAGAGAUGAAAAAUGCAUCAUUACAAAGGGAGAAUCCAGGGGAAAAAAGAAUUGGAGGAAAAACAUUUUCUUGAAGUAAUUUGAAUAUUCAUGUAAAUCUCGAAAAAUUUACAAAAUUUUAAUGAUGUCAGAAAUGAUUGUGGUUAAUAACUUUUGGUGGCCUUUAAACUAAAUGAGAAAUUCAGUCUAGGCGUUUGAAUUG